UGAGCGAAGUGUUCGUCGUGUGUUGUUACUGACAAAUUAAUGUUAUUUCACGUUAUUUGUCGAAGGUAGAAACUCUUUUUCCAAAACUAAAUUGUGUAUGUAAGCAUAAUUUAACCAAGAAUAGUCGGAUCGAAUUGGAAUGUAAAUUGAGGGCGGUAGAUCGAUAAACGUCACAUGCAUGAUUGAAUGUUCACGAUUCAAUCAUUCGUUGAGUGUAUAACUGGUUAAGAAAGUUGUCGACCUGAUUACAACAGACAGGAAAGAAACAUUCUUAGAUAGCCUACCCAGCUUAUUUCCAGCAGAUUCUUCAAAAGUGCCUUGACUGACUCGACGAGUUUGAUAUUCUAGCCUAAAAUGGGUUAGAAGUCAAAGACUACCAGACUAUUUUCAAGUUCAAGAUGUUUGGCAGAAAAGGAUCCAUGGAUGAGAUGGAGGCAGCCAAGUUAGCCUCCCUCAAGCACUAUCUUAGUCGGGAGCUCUCAUCCUCCAUCAAAAAGCUUCAAAAGGACCACAUCUCAUCCGAUUCAGCAAUACGAAGUGGGGAAACGGCCAAUAAAAUUUGCAAUCUGAUCGAGGCUGUGUUCCUGCAUCACCUCAAGGAAUCUUACAGCAGUAAAACUCCUUGGCCGUUUCUGAUGAAGUUCACCCACAAGGAUGUGGUAUCCCAGCUGAAGGGGCUCUCUCACGUCAACACAGAGGUUGGCUACUGCAGGGCUUGGGUAAGACUUGCCUUAAACGACGGCCUCAUGGAUAGCUACAUGGACGCCAUGUUGUCUGAUAUGAAAGUGAUACAGAAGUACUACAAGAGAACAUCGUUCCUGCGUGACUCUGAGGAACCGCAUAUUAUGAAAAACUAUCUUCAAGGUUUGGUCAAUUUCACCUUCCAGUUAUCCUUCAACUCCUCCUUGCUCAACGUCUGGGGAGCAGCCCCGAUGAUCUUGGCUGGUUCUUGGGAAACACCCAGAGAGAGAACUCACAGCAUCCCCAACUCUCCCAAGAGAAUCGUCACAGGGGGUCCUCCGCUAGGCAUUCAUCAGGCGGACAGACCAACCCAAGACCUUCUGAUCACCAGAACCAAAGGCGAUGAUAUCCGCCCACAGCGAGACAGGGCCUUGUCAUUUGAGGAUAGCUUCCACGAGUGUGAGAUUAGCAGCGCCCUCCUGCGCAGCCCCUCAGAAGAUGGACCCGCCCUGUUGAGAAUGGGUGGGCCCACCAUUUCCACUGACACGGACCCUACCAUGCAUGAAAACAGGGGUGUUCCUGCAUUGGGAGGGGACCUGCCUGAGAUUCGGCAGGACAGCUAUGAGGACAGUAUCGUGAUUCACAUGGUAUCGGAAUCCCCAGUAGACAACGCAACCUCGGAGAUCAAAAGUGACAAAGUUGAAACAGUCUACCAAAGCACAGAUGAAAACAAAACCAAAGAAUUUGAAUUUAAAACGGACGAAAAACUACAAGAUGGAAUGGCUGAACGUUCUGACAUCAGUGAACCAAUGAGCAGGGAACCAGUUAACCCAUUUGAUGUCCCAGAAACUGAAAUUCACGACUCAGAGGCCAACAUCUACAAUGCCAAGGAAAGUUCUGGUGAAAUCUCUGAAAUGCCCAAAGAUGACCUCCAAAAUGGAGAACAAGAGGGCGCUGUUGAACCAGCCCAACCACCAAAGGAAGUAGUCAAGGAAACCCUUAAAGAGGACACCAAUGAGGAAGCUCAUGAGCGUGUCCAUGGCAACAGCCUUGGCGCUAUGAGUGGCUGGUCGUCGGAGUUCCAGAAUCAACUUUCUCCGGAUACGCCAAGCAACGAAUCAAUUCCUGUAGUAGUUUCUAAAACAAUUAGUUACAGCUCUAUGUUACAGGAAUACACUCUGCAAGGCCCCCAGCCCCCGACAUCAUUCCCUGAGACCUUGCCUACACGCCCAGACAACCGACCAGCACCGCUUACAGAAGGGGCUUUAUCUUCUCGUGCCCGCAAACCCUCCGACCUUGACGACUUGCCCGCUGACUUUGAGGUAAUUCCUUUAAGUACCUCACCAACAUCUCAAUAUGCUGACGCUAGAACGCAGUCUUUACUCACCAUGGUUACAGAGCUCGGACGAGAGAAAGGUCUGGACAAACAGAACUACCAGUGUAGAGGCUGCUCCAGACCGGUUGGAAUUAUUUACGGCAAGGCACGGGUGUGCAGCUAUGAUGGCAACUGCUACUGUUACGACUGUCAUAAGGACGAUGAGGCAGUCAUCCCAGCUAGGAUACUCUACAACUGGGACUUCCGUAAACAUAAAGUUGCUGUUCACACCAAGUUAUUCCUGCAGCAGAUAGAGGAGAUGCCGUUGAUUGAUCUCAAGGAAUGCAACCUCUCGCUCUACAAAGCCUCUUCAGAACUUGCUAAUGUCUUGACGGUACGGACUCAGCUGAAAUACCUGAAAGCAUACCUGUUCACCUGUAAGCAGUCGGUCGCUGAGGGACUACGCAAGAAAAUCUGGCCGCGGGAGUACAUGCUAGACCAUGUACAUCUAUACUCAGUCAUGGACUUGCUGCAAGUGCAAUCCGGUACAUUGCUUCACUUCCUGAGGAAAGUUAUCGUCUUUGCAGCCAAGCACGUCCAGCAGUGCGCCCUCUGUAGUCAGAAAGGGUUCAUCUGCCUGAUCUGCGAGAGCCCCAAGAUCAUCUAUCCGUUUGAUACUGAUCUUACCGUCAGAUGUGACACCUGUAAGACCGUCUUCCACAAGGCCUGCAAGUCCGACGUGACCCCUUGCCCUAAAUGUGAGCGACGGCUUCUCAGAAAACAGCAACUGCAGACGUCGCCGCAGGAUCUAGACUUUGCUUCACCGUUCACGUAACCAGAACAAAAUAAAGUCAAAUUGCACAACAGUUAACAGGUGGCACUGGUACCCGUGCCGUAGAAACCAGCUAUGUUAUUAUCUGAUCUUAAAUUAAAAUAAUGAAUUAAUGUUUUAAUCGAGUCCUCACAAAGUCCACUCACAAGCUAUUCAAAUGGAAGUGUCUAAGACAUUCCUUUAUCAUAUUUUACUCAGAGUAACUUGCUAAUUGACUUGUGAUAGACUCCACUACAAAUGAGGUCGGAAGUAUAAAGGAAAAUAUAUAUACAAGUUUACCCCCCCCCAUAAAAAAAAUCAACACAUUGAAUGUCAAGUUAAUUCUGAGUUUUCUAGGAAGUUAUUUGUGCACUUUAAGUUUUAAAGCCUUAGGCACACCCAUUUGUUUUAACCCUUUAGUAUAUUAUUUGAUAUUUUCGAGGUUGCAUUAACAUUGUCCAACAAUAGGCUCCAUUGUUCUAAAGUGACCGUGGGAAGUGACCAUCGUAAACUGACCACUGGAAACCAGCAGUGUUAUAUGUCUGCACCAAGCCCUAAUCCUGCACCUAUUGUAAUCAAAGUUGGUGUUUUCUUUCACCUCUGGUCUUACUCGUCCUGGCCACAGUGUGGUUGCUUUUCAUUGGAGGUUAUGUUGUUGUAACUGGUAUAUCUAAAUAUUUGUGUUUCCGGUGUUUUUUAACAUGGUUCAUUCUUGUCGCAUGGCAGAAUUGUAAACAAAAAGGUCAGUCCAUGUGUAAGUGUAACCAGUUUGAAACAGUUAAAGGUAAUAUACAACAUUUGCAAACAUCAAAAAACAAAACCACCAAAUUAUUAUGAAAUACCUUAUUUGACUGUAAGUGAAUGAUAGUCUCAAACAUCCUGUGAAAUCAUGGCACCUGGUGUGCUGUCACUUUCACGAAAAGUGGAAUUUUUUAUCAAUUUCCAAUGAUGGUCGGCCAACCAUUGUUGGAAAACAAAACAGACGUUUUUCAAAUAUCGCCCCCAAUUUAGCAAAUUUUAGGUAGUCUACAUUUUGUUUGCAAUCAGUUACACAUCCAUGAACGGGUGAAGGCAGCUAGUCUGGUUCCCUGACUCGACAAUUCCGGACAUCUAUAAAUUGCUCUGUUUCAUCCGCAGUAGGGUCAUGGAACCAGACUACAAGAACAGCAUUUUCUUUUCUUAGUUUUUCCAGCAUCUAAGAACACAAACUUGUAAACAGUUCAGUGUAACAAUAUUUGUUGUGAAAUACUAAACCUAAAAUCCAUCCAUUACAGAAAAUUACAGCAAAAGCAAAUGUGGUUUAUUACCUUUAAGCACAGACAUUAACUAGGCACAAAAAAAUGUUUGCUUUGCACCCAAAAUGUUAACAGCAAAACAAAAUAUGAUUAAGCAGACAAUUUGUUUCCUCAUGUAAAUGUUCUAAGCCAGUAGUUUCUGCUUACCAUUAUUUUGUAAGUCUUAAUUCUACUAAGUUAUUAUUCUUAGACAACUACAGUAUUGUAACAAGUUGAAUGAAUGUAAACCAAUAUAAUAAUAACAGUAUUUACCUAAUACCAAUAAAAAAAAAUACAAAGUAAUUUAUACAAACUAAAAAGCACACAGAGAGUGCAAACAUCUGCCAAGGCUGAAGAACUCCCAGUCAUAUCGUCAGUACACCCAAAAGAAAUACUGGUAUAAAUCGUGAAGAAUCCUUCAAACAAAUCCUGGAUCCAGAUCCCGAUCACUUCCAAAAUCGAAUCGAUUUGUACUUGUACCAAGGACCACCCCUAAAAAUAAUUCUUGCAAAUCCGUCCAUAACUCCUUGAGUUAUCUUGUUAUCAGGUAAACCAACAAACACACCAACCAACAAAUUAACCAAAUUCGAUGAAAACGUAACCUCCUUGGCGGAGGUAAUAAAUGAAAUUUCUUCACCAAAAAUUUGCUUUUUUACCCAAACAUGGCCAGACUGCUAAUAGGUGAUUAGUUUGCAGUAUGACUAGGAAGAACUUCAAAAGUGUGUGGCAACGAUUUAUGUAGUUUGUGUUGGUCAGCCGUAAUCUUUUAAUUUAUUUUGGAAAAACAAACAUUCCAUGGAUUUCAAGCUAUAUCAUGUAGUAGUACCUCUCUGGACAAUAAGUGCUGAUUUACAUAAUUUCUGCACUUUAGUGCUACAUCUAUGAAAAAUCCAUUGAAAUUACUGUGCACUAGUGUCUUGUUAUGCAAUAUUUUCUAACUUUUAAUUUAUGAACUUUUAAUUUAUUAAUCUUGUAAUAUUAAGUGUGAGGAAAUUACCAUUGAUGGCUGUUUAUUGUUAAUCAGGCAAAUUGUACAAAAGCUGUAAAUAUUACUUGGAAUAAAACAAAAUGAGAAAAAUA
Molecule: messenger RNA, 5161 nt
Organism: Patiria miniata (bat star)
Lineage: Eukaryota; Metazoa; Echinodermata; Asteroidea; Valvatida; Asterinidae
Exons: 16
Coding region: 399-2831 (810 amino acids)
Source: RefSeq, a predicted model, not a curated record